GCGCGGGCUCGCGCUGCCUCAGUCCCCUGUGCUCCGGCCUCCUCCUCGAGUUCCGGCGCCGCUCUGCUGACUUGGAAGUGUGGGGCAGCCCGGGUAGUAGACGCAGUUAGCCUAGGUUUCACCACAUUGCCGUCAUCACCUGCUAGGUUUGCUGGGACCCCGGCCUUGCUGUCGUCUCGCCACCAGUGCCGAGGAUCAAACCCAAGUCUUGGGCACGUUAGGCAAGCACUCCUGAUUAUUGUUUUUAUAACUUAACAGGUAGAAAUAUGGAGCCUGAAACUGAAGGGCCGCCACCAACAACCCAAGUGACACCUCUUCAGCAAAUGAUUGCCUCUUGUACUGGAGCUGUAUUGACAUCACUAAUGGUGACACCUCUGGAUGUUGUUAAAAUUCGACUCCAAGCCCAGAACAACCCAUUCCCCAAAGGAAAGUGUUUUUUAUACAGUAAUGGACUCAUGGAUCACAUGUGUAUCUGUGAAGAGAGCAAGAAAGCGUGGUAUAAGAAGCCAGGAAACUUCCAUGGAACGUUGGAUGCUUUUUUAAAAAUCCUUCGAAAUGAGGGUAUAAAAUCCCUGUGGAGCGGCCUCCCUCCUACUUUAGUGAUGGCAAUUCCUGCUACAGUUAUUUAUUUUACCUGCUAUGAACAAUUAAGUGGUUUUCUGAAAGCCAAAUUAGGAGAAAAUGAAACCCGAAUACCAGUAGUUGCUGGGAUUGUUGCUAGAUUUGGUGCAGUGACAGUCAUAAGUCCAUUAGAAUUGAUCAGAACCAAGAUGCAGUCUAAGAGGUUUUCUUACAAGGAACUAUAUCGAUUUGUGAGCAUGAAAGUGUCUGAAGAUGGUUGGAUUUCCCUUUGGAAGGGCUGGGCUCCUACUAUUCUUAGAGAUGUGCCUUUCUCAGCAAUGUACUGGUAUAAUUAUGAAAAUUUAAAGAGGUGGCUUUGUGAGAAAUCCGGUUCAUACGAACCAACAUUUAUGAUCAACUUUACUUCAGGAGCAUUGUCUGGUUCUUUUGCAGCUGUUGCAACUUUACCGUUUGAUGUAGUAAAAACACAGAAACAGACACAACUGUGGACCCAUGAAUAUUGUAAAUUUCCUGCACCUUUGGAUAUGUCAACCUGGACUAUUAUGAAGAACAUUGUUGCUGACAAAGGAUUUUCUGGGUUGUUUACAGGUCUAAUUCCUCGGUUAGUUAAAAUUGUUCCUGCCUGUGCCAUUAUGAUCAGCUCAUAUGAACUGGGAAAGUCGUUCUUCCAGAAGUACAAUACUAAAAGGCAGUAAUUCUCAUGAUGGAUUUAUGACUUGAAACAACAACUAGAGCCAAAGAAGAUGAAAAUUUGUAGGCAAGACUUUUUUUCAACAUUAUGAUCUUACAAUGUGACUUUAUCUGUCCUCCCUAUAACUUAAGUGAAUAAUAAUUUCUAAUCUACCUCUAAAUCAUAAUCCUAGUUUCUAUUUUUUUAAAUAUUAAAGACAUAAUCCAGAAGCCGGACAGUGGUGGCACACGCCUUUAAUCCCAGCACUUGGGAGGCAGAGGCAGGUGGAUUUCUGAGUUCAAGGCCAGCCUGGUCUACAGAGUGAGUUCCAGGACAGUCAGGGCUACACAGAGAAACCCUGUCUCGAAAAAGAAAAAAAAAACAUAAUCCAGAAGCUGCAGCCACUUAGUACUCUUGCAAAGAAAGUUGCUCCUAGGCAGGACAAGUUUUCUGAAUGCAUAUGUCAUCACACACUUCCUUGUAAAUUAAUGCUGGAGUGUGGGAUGCAACAGAACUUUUUGGAUUGUGUACUAAGCAUGCAAUGUAGAGAGCUAAGUGCAGUCUCACAAAAACUCAAAUCACAAGUAUCAGCAUUUCAGUAGAGAGUGGAAGAGCUGUCAUGUGGAAUUGCUCACAUUCCCCAGAUGGUGCCUGUUAACUUUAAUUCACGGCAUUGUAUUCCCUCACUCCUUUAAGGCAUUGUGUAGUGGCGUUGUGUAGCGUAGAAUUUCCCUAAUGAAAAGUGUAGCCACUUUAUCUGUGUAAACCAAAGUAUAAUCAUUUACAUGAUGUAAAUGUUGACAUUUACAUUGACUGUUGACAUUCUUAGUGACUAAACGCUCAUCUAAUAUUUCUGUUGGGGUAUAUUUUCACUGGUGAUAGUAACUGUAUAUUUACUAAAUUUGGAUCUGCAGCAGAAAACCUUGCUGUCCUUAGACUAGUGAAAAUGACUAGACUGGGACACAGGAAUGGGCUGCUUGUAACUAGCUUGCCUUCCAAGUGUCAUUGUAGAGCUCUUUAAGUCAGUUCUACAACUUUUCUACUACAGUCAGUAUUCCCUAAUCUAAAAGACCAAAAUAUAAAAUGCUGCAAACAUUUCAACUCUUCUAAAUGAUGCUGCCACAAUCCCACACCUUCCCUCAGGUGACAGCAUACAGGACACAGGCACACAGAAACAUAGAUGACCUUUAGGCUAUUUGUAUAAAUUGUACAUGAAACACAUGAAUAUAUUUAUCACUUUAAGUAGGAAUGAGGUUUUUAAAAUUACAUUUAUUUAUUUGUUGUAUAUGUCUAUGUAUAUAUGAAGGUCAGAGGCAGCUGUGAGGAGUUAAUUCUCCCAUUCCACCAUGUGUGCGUUGUGAUUUGAACUCAGGUGGUCAGGCUUAGCAGCAAGUGCCCUUCCCCACUGUGCUCAGGAAUGAGAUUUUAAGUAUGAUGGGAAUACAGGGGUGGAACACUGUGGCUUUGGAAUGUCUAACUCAGAGUCUGAUCUCUGGCACAGAUGACAAAUAAUUUAAUAAGUAAGUAAGAUGGCAGUGCAAGAAAUGCUAUUCUGUUUUACUUAUCUCUAUAAAGCAAAAAGCACUUUAUCACGUUCUAUGUGUAUUCUAUGAAAUAUGAAGUAUCCCCUCCCUGCCACAACAGCAUAAUGUAUGUUGGUGACAGUGACCUCUAGGGUAGGCGAACAAAUGCAUCUUGUAUCAUAGUGGAAAGUGUUUGUAUGUUUCAUCAGAAAUAAAUGAUACACAGUUUAUUGUACCAUGUUGUUUUACAUUAUAAUCCUGUGUUGAUUUACAUUAAAAUUUUAAUGUAUCCAUA
Messenger RNA from Arvicanthis niloticus (Nile rat), 3070 nucleotides. RefSeq names its product solute carrier family 25 member 40 (gene Slc25a40). The record is from RefSeq and is a predicted model, not a curated record. Gene Ontology annotation, cellular component: mitochondrion. Gene Ontology annotation, biological process: mitochondrial transmembrane transport. Lineage: Eukaryota; Metazoa; Chordata; Mammalia; Rodentia; Muridae.